Molecule: messenger RNA, 1186 nt
Organism: Aspergillus pseudonomiae
Lineage: Eukaryota; Fungi; Ascomycota; Eurotiomycetes; Eurotiales; Aspergillaceae
Exons: 1
Coding region: 346-1101 (251 amino acids)
Source: RefSeq, a predicted model, not a curated record
ACCUACCCACAAUCAAGAUCACCUUCUCAUUGAAAGCCUCCUUGAAGUCGGCACCGGGAAAGAAUUGGGUGAGGGCUGCAGCAGAGUUGGAGGAUGGGACAGGUUCCGAAGGGGCAAUCAUUAUGUAGGGCUGAUGUCGAAGCUAAACAAACUGUUUUUAAAAAUGGAAAGUAGGCAAGGUAAGGCUGGAAAUAAUGGAGAAUAAAUGAGAGAUUGGAAAGAUUUGAAUAUUGAACUUCCGGGGACAUUAGGGGGUCUUUUAUGCCGGGUGAGCAGACACUUGCGUCCUCCAGAUAACGCUCCUUGUGCACACAUAUUCAGGUAUCUGCGAGCCAAUCAGGGUCGAUGGUGUAUAGUAAGGCAAUCAACGCGAGGUUCUCGAUCCCUGGGUCUUGGUGGAGUCUGCAUCGGACGAGUAGCUGGGUAUUCCGACAUUGUUGGACGGACAGUGGAAAGCACUCCACCGUCAUCGUUCUUCCCCGCCUGCCACUAUCGCUCUCACCCACUGUGGAUCAGUCGAUCGGCAUAAUGCGGGGAGGGGGUGAGAGAACGAUAUCUGGAGAUAGUUGGGAAGUGAGGGCUGGGUGGAUGCAUGAUUGUCGAUGUGGUGUCGAUGUGGAUUGGAAUGGGAGGCAGAGGAUCAAGAAAUGGAAUGUUGGUUUUUGGUUUCAAGAACACAAAAGAAUGAGGGUGAGGUACAUACAAAACAAUCCAUUGUCGGAACCUGAGGCCAACGCGGGUUGGGGGUUGCCUGGAUCACUGGACCAUGCAAAACCCCCCCUCCACACAAUGCCGUCUUCUGUACACCAUCAUAUCCUUCCCGAUCGCCAUACUUUCCAUAUUGUGCUCACAUUUAUUAACUUUUCUGCCUGGUACUUCCGUCAACUUCCCAAGCCACCAACAAGACAAGACCUAACAAGACCUGAGCAGAAGCCAUUGCCGUCAUGGGAAUGCCAUGGCUCAAUGCAACCAUCCCGGUGCAGGCCAUUAGUGUCCGUAUCAAAGCACCUCGCCAGGGGUUUAAGAUUGCGCGAGCGAAAUUGCCAAUCAGAACAGAAAUUGACAUUGUUCCCUCCUUCCAACCGUCAAAGACGGGGUUGACGUCUGAUCCACCAAGGCCAACAACACCAAUCGCUGCAGCCAUUCCGACAUCUGCGGGCCCCGCUAAUUCCCUCGGUAACCACAA